GUGAUGUGAAAACCCCUGAUGUAAAUAACCAUGAUACGGAUAACGUAAAUAACCAUGAUAUGGAUAACUGUGAUAUGAGUAACAGUGAUAUGUCAAUUUCACCAAUAUCAAUGUCACCAAAGAUUAACUCUUACUCCGCAUCAGAAGUAAGUAAAAGUGCACCGGUUAUUAUACGUAAAGGCCGCGGUGAAGUUAGUGAUGGGUCAAAAAUGGAUAAAUACUUUGAAAAAGACUAUGAUCCCAUGUACGAUUUUGAAAAGUUCGCUUGGCUCAAUUAUGUUGCAGUCAAUAGAAAAGUAACAAACAAAACUGAAGAUUUACCACUUAUUACUGAAGAAGAAAUUGAAGAGAUUGAAAAA
This is a messenger RNA of Racocetra persica, 359 nucleotides long. NCBI's taxonomy places the organism in Eukaryota, Fungi, Glomeromycota, Glomeromycetes, Diversisporales, Gigasporaceae. The record is from the annotation of a GenBank genome assembly.